This is a messenger RNA of Acromyrmex echinatior (Panamanian leafcutter ant), 901 nucleotides long. RefSeq names its product transmembrane protein 234 homolog. The record is from RefSeq and is a predicted model, not a curated record. NCBI's taxonomy places the organism in Eukaryota, Metazoa, Arthropoda, Insecta, Hymenoptera, Formicidae.
UAAAUAGCGCGUGACUCGCAGCAGAACGCUCUUGCGAUUCGGCCGGGGGCAGAGUUACGUUCUGUCAGAUUACGUUGGAAUAUCUCUUAGUUCGCACUGUUCGCAACCUUGGCUUCGAAUUUAUUACCUUAUUUCCUCCUAGAAGCAGCCUGAUCUUUGCACAGAAUCCUUAUCACUCCUAUCAGAAAAACGACGAGAAAUGGCUCGAAGGAUCACUGGAAUUAUUUACCAACAAGAUACCGGCAUUCAACGUAUUAAUUCUCGUGACAUGAUUUGCAGUGUAUUGUUCGAUGCGUGCAACGUUCUAUAUUAGAUAACUAACGAGAAUGACAGUUACUAUUGAUUCUGUGAUAUAUCUGUGUUUUGUGGCGAUUCUUUGGGGAGUAACCAAUCCAUUUAUAAAGAAAGGUGCACAAGGUUUAGAAGAUAUCAGGGCCAAGUCAGUUUAUGGACAAUUUUUUAAGGAGCAGUUAUUUCUCAUUACAAAUCUGAAGUACAUCGUGCCAUUUCUCCUUAAUCAAUGCGGUUCGGUACUGUACUUCUUGACUCUGCAAAGUAGCGAUCUAUCCCUGGCUGUGCCAGUUUCAAAUUCUCUUACCUUCGUAUUUACUGCGAUCACAGGCUGGUUCCUGGGCGAGGAAAAAGUGCAUAGAAAUACUUAUCUGGGAAUGAUACUUGUGCUGUGCGGAACCAUGUUAUGUUGUUGGGACAAACUGAAUAAAACUGUGGAAUUAUGAUUUGUAUAUUUAAGACGACGAUCAUUAAGCACGCAUCGUUAUCCUUCCUUUUCCUGUUCAUCCAUACUACUUGCCGAUUAAUCCACAUCCAUCCUGUGUAAUGUGAGUACCACAAUGAUUAACACAAUGAAUUGAAAUUCUUCUAAUAAAGCAAAGUCACGAUA